GUGUGUGCGCGUAAUUUAUUUUCGUUUUGACUUCUUCUGCUUCUACUCAUCUGCUCUUCCUCGCAGCAUCUUCUUCAGCGUGUGUUGACACGUGUUGAGAUUGAAGGCUCUAGGGCUGUUUUUUUACGUGUCUCGAUAGCCCCAACUUAGUCCACUUUCAACAUGCCGAAACCUGUCAAACAAGAGGGUGAUGACCCCGACCCAACCCCAUUCUUGUUUGUCUCACUGGAACAGAAGCGUAUCGACCAGACCAAGCCCUACGAUGCCAAGAAAUCUUGCUGGGUUCCAUGUGAGAAGGAUGGUUUCGUCCUUGGUGAAAUCAAGGGAACCAAGGGUGACCUCGUCACCGUCGGCGUUGGACCAGGAGAGGAAAAGAACUUCAAGAAGGAACUAGUUGCUCAGGUCAACCCUCCCAAAUACGAAAAAGCCGAAGAUAUGUCCAACUUGACAUAUCUCAACGACGCUUCAGUUUUGCACAACUUGAAGCAGAGAUAUUACCAUAAACUUAUCUACACCUAUUCUGGUCUCUUCUGCGUCGCCAUCAACCCCUACAAACGUUUCCCCGUCUACACCAACCGUUGCGCUAAGUUGUACCGUGGUAAGAGGCGUAAUGAAGUUCCACCCCACAUCUUCGCCAUUUCCGACGGCGCCUACGUCAACAUGUUGACCAAUCACGAAAAUCAAUCUAUGUUGAUUACUGGUGAGUCUGGUGCCGGAAAGACUGAAAACACGAAGAAGGUAAUUGCCUACUUCGCCACCGUCGGUGCUUCCAGCAAGAAACCAAGCGCUGAGGAGCAGAAGAAGGGUACCCUUGAAGAUCAAGUCGUCCAAACUAACCCGGUACUUGAAGCUUUCGGUAACGCUAAGACCGUGCGUAAUGACAACUCUUCCCGUUUCGGUAAAUUCAUCCGUAUUCAUUUCGGCCCAACUGGUAAACUUGCUGGUGCUGACAUCGAAACUUACUUGCUCGAGAAGGCUCGUGUCAUCUCCCAACAAACCCUUGAGAGAUCUUACCACAUCUUCUACCAGAUCAUGUCUGGAGCCGUACCCAACCUGAAGAAAAAUUGCUUGCUCUCCGACAACAUCCAGGAUUAUCAUUUCGUUGCUCAGGGCAAGACCACGAUUCCAAACGUUGAUGACGGUGAAGAAUGUACUCUCACUGAUCAAGCCUUCGAUGUACUUGGUUUCACUCAAGAAGAAAAGGAUGACAUUUACCGCAUCACCGCCGCUGUUAUGCACAUGGGUUGCAUGAAGUUCAAGCAGAGGGGUCGCGAAGAACAAGCUGAAGCUGAUGGCACUGAGGAAGGUGACAGGGUUGCUAAGCUUUUGGGUGUUGAGACUCAAGCCCUUUACACCGCCCUCGUCAAGCCCAGGAUUAAGGUCGGCAAUGAAUUCGUCGUCCAAGGCCGUAAUGUCAACCAAGUAUCAUACUCCGUUGGUGCUAUGUCCAAGGCCAUGUUCGACAGGGUCUUCAAGUUCUUGGUCAAGAAGUGUAACGAGACCCUCGACACCAAACAGAAGAGGCAACACUUCAUUGGUGUGCUGGAUAUUGCUGGUUUCGAAAUCUUCGACUUCAAUGGUUUCGAGCAACUUUGCAUCAACUUUACGAACGAAAAGUUGCAACAAUUCUUUAACCAUCACAUGUUCGUACUCGAACAAGAAGAGUACCAACGCGAAGGAAUCGAAUGGGCCUUCAUCGAUUUUGGCAUGGAUUUGUUAGCUUGUAUUGAACUUAUUGAGAAGCCCAUGGGUAUCUUGUCCAUCCUUGAAGAAGAAUCUAUGUUCCCCAAGGCCACUGACAGGACCUUCGAGGAGAAGUUGAACAACAACCACUUGGGCAAGUCCCCCAACUUCUUGAAGCCAAAACCACCAAAGCCAGGCUGCCAAGCCGCCCACUUCGCCAUCGGCCAUUAUGCUGGCAACGUACCAUACAACAUCACCGGCUGGUUGGAAAAGAACAAGGAUCCGUUGAACGACACCGUCGUCGACUUGUACAAGAAGGGUACCAACAAGCUCUUGCAAGAAAUCUUCUCUGACCAUCCAGGUCAAUCUGGUGCUCCUGGUGAUGCCGGCGGCAAAGGUGGUCGUGGUAAGAAGGGUGGUGGUUUCGCUACCGUAUCUUCUUCCUACAAGGAACAAUUGAACAACUUGAUGACCACUCUGAGGUCCACCCAACCUCAUUUCGUCCGUUGCAUCAUCCCCAACGAAUUGAAACAACCUGGUGUCAUCGACUCCCACUUGGUUAUGCAUCAACUCACCUGCAACGGUGUACUUGAAGGUAUCCGUAUUUGCCGUAAAGGUUUCCCCAACAGGAUGGUCUACCCAGACUUCAAGCUCCGUUACAAGAUCUUGAACCCAGCCGCCGUUGCCAAAGAAACCGACGAAAAGAAAUGCGCCCAGCACAUUUUGGAUAACACCGGUCUUGAUACCGAAAAUUACCGCUUGGGUCACACCAAGGUCUUCUUCCGUGCUGGUGUCUUGGGUCAAAUGGAAGAAUUGCGUGACGACCGUCUCAGCAAGAUCGUCACCUGGAUGCAAUCUUGGGUCAGGGGUUACCUGUCCAGGAAGGAAUUCAAGAAGCUGCAAGAACAACGUUUGGCCCUCCAAGUGUGCCAAAGGAACUUGCGCAAAUACCUCAAGCUCCGCACCUGGCCAUGGUACAAGCUCUGGCAGAAGGUCAAGCCCCUCCUCAACGUCACCCGCGUCGAGGAUGAGAUCGCCAAAUUGGAAGAGAAGGCCGCUAAGGCUACCGAAGCCCUCGAGCGCGAAACCAAAGCCAAGAAGGAACUUGAAGGACUUUACGCCAAAUUGUUGGCUGAGAAGACUGACCUUUUGGGUGCUCUUGAAGGCGAGAAGGGAUCCCUCUCUGAAUUCCAAGAGAAGUCUGCCAAGCUCGCUGCCCAGAAGAGCGAUCUUGAGUCUCAAUUGCAAGAAACCCAAGACCGUCUCAGCCAAGAGGAAGAUUCCCGCAACCAACUUUUCCAACAAAAGAAGAAGUUGGAGCAAGAAAUCUCUGGAUUCAAGAAGGACAUCGAAGACUUGGAAUUGAACUUCCAAAAGUCCGAGCAAGACAAGGCCACCAAGGACCACCAAAUCAGGAACUUGAACGACGAGAUCGCCCACCAGGAUGAACUCAUCAACAAGCUCAAUAAGGAGAAGAAGAUGUCUGGUGAGAACAACCAGAAGGUAUCCGAAGAACUUCAAGCCGCCGAAGACAAGGUCAACCACUUGAACAAGGUUAAGGCCAAGUUGGAACAGACUUUGGAUGAAUUGGAAGACUCUCUUGAACGCGAGAAGAAACUCCGCGGAGAUGUUGAGAAGUCCAAGAGGAAGGUCGAGGGUGACCUUAAGUUGACCCAAGAAGCCGUCGCUGACUUGGAACGCAACAAGAAGGAACUCGAACAGACCAUCCAACGCAAGGACAAGGAGAUCUCCUCCCUGACUGCCAAGCUUGAAGAUGAACAAUCCGUCGUCGGCAAGCUCCAGAAGCAAAUCAAGGAAUUGCAAGCCCGCAUCGAAGAGCUCGAGGAAGAAGUCGAGGCUGAACGCCAAGCCCGCGCUAAGGCUGAGAAGCAACGCGCCGACCUUUCCCGCGAACUCGAGGAAUUGGGUGAGCGUCUCGAGGAAGCCGGUGGUGCCACCUCCGCCCAAAUCGAACUCAACAAGAAGCGCGAAUCCGAGCUGGCCAAGCUCCGUCGCGACUUGGAGGAAUCCAACAUCCAACAUGAAGGUACCCUCGCCAACCUCCGCAAGAAGCACAACGAUGCCGUCUCCGAGAUGGGAGAACAAAUCGACCAACUCAACAAGCUCAAGGCUAAGGCUGAAAAAGAUAAGGCUCAAUACUUUGGUGAACUCAACGAUAUGCGCGCUUCCGUCGACCAUUUGGCUAACGAAAAGGCCUCCUGCGAAAAGAUCUCCAAACAAUUGCAACAACAACUCAACGACGUCCAAGGCAAACUCGACGAAACCAACCGCACUCUCAACGACUUUGAUGCCGCCAAGAAGAAGCUGUCCAUCGAGAACUCCGACCUUCUCCGUCAAUUGGAGGAAGCCGAAUCCCAGGUUAACCAACUCAGCAAGAUCAAGGUAUCCCUCACCACCCAAUUGGAAGAUACCAAGAGGUUGGCUGAUGAAGAAGGCCGCGAACGCGCUACCCUUCUCGGCAAGUUCCGCAACUUGGAACACGACUUGGACAACAUCCGUGAACAAGUUGAAGAGGAAGCCGAAGCUAAGGCUGACAUCCAACGUCAACUCAGCAAGGCCAACGCCGAAUCCCAAUUGUGGCGCUCCAAGUACGAAUCCGAGGGAGUCGCUCGCUCUGAGGAAUUGGAAGAAUCCAAGAGGAAGCUCCAAGCCCGUCUCGCCGAGGCUGAAGAGACCAUCGAGUCCCUCAACCAGAAGGUUGUAGCCCUCGAGAAGACCAAGCAACGUCUUGCCACCGAAGUCGAAGAUCUCCAACUCGAGGUCGACCGUGCCACCGCUAUUGCCAACGCCGCCGAGAAGAAACAGAAGGCCUUCGACAAGAUCAUUGGCGAAUGGAAGCUCAAGGUUGAUGACCUUGCUGCUGAACUUGAUGCCAGCCAAAAGGAAUGCCGCAACUACUCCACCGAAUUGUUCAGGCUUAAGGGAGCUUACGAGGAAGGCCAAGAGCAAUUGGAAGCCGUCCGUCGUGAGAACAAGAACUUAGCCGAUGAAGUCAAGGACUUGCUCGACCAAAUUGGUGAAGGUGGCCGCAACAUCCACGAAAUCGAAAAGGCCAGGAAGCGUUUGGAAGCCGAGAAGGACGAACUCCAAGCCGCCCUUGAGGAAGCCGAAGCUGCUCUUGAACAAGAGGAGAACAAGGUCCUCCGCAGCCAAUUGGAACUUUCCCAAGUUCGCCAAGAAAUUGACCGUCGCAUCCAAGAGAAGGAAGAAGAAUUCGAAAACACCCGCAAGAACCACCAACGUGCCCUGGACUCCAUGCAAGCCUCCCUCGAGGCCGAAGCCAAGGGUAAGGCUGAAGCUCUCCGCAUGAAGAAGAAGUUGGAAGCUGACAUCAACGAGCUUGAAAUCGCUUUGGACCACGCUAACAAGGCUAAUGCCGAGGCCCAGAAGACCAUCAAGCGCUACCAACAACAACUUAAGGACACCCAGACCGCUUUGGAAGAGGAACAACGUGCCCGUGACGAAGCCCGUGAAGCCCUUGGCAUCUCUGAACGUCGCGCUAACGCUCUCCAGAACGAACUUGAGGAAUCUCGCACCCUUUUGGAACAAGCCGACCGUGCCCGUCGCCAAGCCGAACAAGAGUUGGGAGAUGCUCACGAGCAACUCAACGACCUUUCCGCCCAAAACAGCUCCAUCUCAGCUGCCAAGAGGAAACUCGAGGCUGAACUCCAAACCCUUCACUCCGAUCUUGAUGAGCUCCUGAACGAAGCCAAGAACUCCGAAGAGAAGGCCAAGAAGGCCAUGGUUGACGCUGCCCGUCUCGCUGAUGAGCUCCGCGCCGAACAAGACCACGCCCAAACCCAGGAGAAACUCCGCAAGGCCCUCGAGACCCAGAUCAAGGACCUCCAAGUCCGUCUCGACGAAGCCGAGGCUAACGCUCUUAAGGGUGGCAAGAAGGCCAUCGCCAAGUUGGAACAACGCGUCAGGGAACUCGAAAACGAGUUGGACGGUGAACAAAGGAGACACGCCGAUGCCCAGAAGAACCUCAGGAAAUCCGAGCGCCGUAUCAAGGAGCUCAGCUUCCAAGCCGAGGAGGACCGCAAGAACCACGAACGCAUGCAAGAUCUUGUAGACAAACUCCAACAGAAGAUCAAGACCUACAAGAGGCAGAUCGAGGAGGCCGAAGAGAUCGCCGCCCUCAAUCUCGCCAAAUUCCGCAAGGCCCAACAAGAACUUGAGGAAGCCGAAGAACGCGCCGACCUCGCCGAGCAGGCCAUCACUAAGUUCCGUGCGAAGGGACGUGCCGGUUCCCAAGCCAGGGGUGCCAGCCCAGCGCCAAGAUCACGCCCACACAUGGACGGUAUGACCUUCCCACCAAGGUUCGAUCUUGCCCCCGAAAUGGACAUGUAAACAACGAAAACCACAACAACUAGCGCUGUGUUUUUAAAAUACUAUUAAAACUUAUUAUAUUUAAUUAAUUAUUAUUUUUUAAUUAUUAUUUUAAUUAUUUAUUUUAAUUUACUUUUCUUUUUUCGUUGAACGAGGGAAAAGCGCCGCAACAUCGGCACAAAUAUCACCUAAAAAUUCAUUUUUUCUUGUUCCAAUGUCAUCAUUUUCUUUUUCUUUUGUUUUAAAAAUGAACAAAUUCCGACUUGCCAACUUUUCUUUUCCAUGAAAAACAAACUUAAAAUCCAGAAUACUGGAAUUUUGCACCGAGAGGACGUCGAACUCGGAGCACUACUAGGGUUUAUAAGAGACACGUACACAACACCUAAGAAAAAAAUCAGCCCUACUUUUGCUCUCGUCGAUAUCCUUUCGACCUAAUCCACACAAACAUAAAAAAAACUCACACAGACCAACCAAACAAACAUGCAAAUAAAAAUACAAAGAGAAAAGAAAAAUUGUGUGAAGGCCAUUUCUAAUUUAAUCUUACUUACUAGGAUUAUGUUUUAGUAAUAUGUGUGACAAAAUGUAUGGCUUAAGGUUCCAAUAAAUGAAAAAUCAUAUUA
Molecule: messenger RNA, 6653 nt
Organism: Nicrophorus vespilloides
Lineage: Eukaryota; Metazoa; Arthropoda; Insecta; Coleoptera; Silphidae
Gene: Mhc
Product: myosin heavy chain, muscle
Exons: 24
Coding region: 163-6054 (1963 amino acids)
Cellular component (GO): myosin complex
Molecular function (GO): actin filament binding; ATP binding; cytoskeletal motor activity
Source: RefSeq, a predicted model, not a curated record